This is a messenger RNA of Serinus canaria (Common canary), 1153 nucleotides long. RefSeq names its product maestro heat-like repeat-containing protein family member 7. Lineage: Eukaryota; Metazoa; Chordata; Aves; Passeriformes; Fringillidae. The coding region runs from base 156 to 626 and encodes 156 amino acids. The transcript is spliced from 3 exons. The record is from RefSeq and is a predicted model, not a curated record.
CCCUGCCCCUCAGGGGUCUGUCCCCAAUGGGCUGGGCUGCCUGGGUGCUGCUGGCGAAGGGCAGUGGGCAGAGGCAGAACUGGCAGCCAGCACAGCUCCCUGCAGUGCUGUGUCUGAGACUACCUGAGACAGAGCUCUAACCCCACGGAGCUGCCAUGGCCAUGUGGAAGACCAUCAUGUGCUCGUCCAGGACUGUGGAGCUGGUGCAGCUGACACUCCUGGAUGUGCUGGGGAGCUGGCCAGAGCACAGCACGUGCACCUCCGAUGGGGACGAUUCGGGUGUCUUUGCCCUGGCUGCAACCGUGGUGAUGUGGAAGAUCCUCCAGGUGCCCUGUAUCCCACGGAUAUUGAAGGUGUAUUUCCCCCGCCUCUUUGUGCAUCUGCUCUUCCAAGUGUUCUUCAGCACUCUGGAUAUGCCAGAGGAGGUCGAUACCUUCUGGAAGCAAUGCCAGGAAGAGCACGGCCUUGCCACCAGCCCAAACAGGUUUGCAGUGCAGACCCUGAAGUCCCUGCUCUGCCUUCUGCGGCGUGAGGAUGUGGUGGUGGCAAUGGAACGCAGGCGUGGCUGGGACAUGCUGCUCUCUGUUGAUGCCCACCACUUUGCCGUGGCUCUGCUGGGCAAGUGAGACCCCUUCUCCCCACUGCCUCUGACAUUUGUGCCGUGGCUCUGCUGGGCAAGUGAGACCCCUUCUCCCCACUGCCUCUGACAUUUGUGCCGUGGCUCUGCUGGGCAAGUGAGACCCCUUCUCCCCACUGCCUCUGACAUUUGUGCCCUGUGCCCCACACAGUCCCCGUGGUCGUGGGCUACAGGGCCCUGUCACUGAGGGACGGCCAAGCAGACUGGAAAAGGCUGGGAGAGGAGGGUGCUUAUGAGCAACCAACUCCCACAUGGCCCAGGUCCCCUUGCUGGAAGGCUGGUGGGGAAAGAUGAGAACUCUGUGAGUCACUCCUGGGAGAGGUUUGCCCACUGGCUCAGGGUCUUGUUUCCUUUUUCCUCUUGUCAGAGAAAUUUGCCAAUCAGACAUACACUUUUCUUCCGAGAUUGCAUUCUACCUGCUCAGCAUGCUCAGCAAAGAAAUGCCAUACUGGGAUUUCCCUGCCCUGGCAUUCCUUGUGGAGGUGAGCCUCAAGGCCAGCACUGCCUUGCUGAGCU